CGGCGCCGAGGGAGACGCGGAGGGUGCCGAGCCGCCGGCAGCCACCCAGAGUCGGGGGAGCACUUGGGGGAGCCCACCCUGUCCGGGGGGGCUCCUCCAACCCUCAGCCCCACCCCCGGGCUCCCCAUGGACGCCCGCUGUGCCCCGGGAGGAGCAGGAGGAGGAGGAGUCGGCUGAAGGCCCGCACUGCGCCCCUGCCCCCAGGCCCCCCAGCACCCCCGGCCCGGCCCGGGGCCGCGCCGCCUCGGCCCGCCCCUCCCGCAGGGCCUUGGCCCUGGACCUGCCCCCCGACCGGCUCGCCAGCGCGCAGCAGGAGCUCGGCGCCCCGCGCGCCGCCGCCCUGGAGUGAGGGACGCCCAGCCCGAGGGGGUCCCCCCCACGAGCCGGUCGCGAUGGACGCCGUCCUGGAGCCCUUCCCGACUGACAGGCUGUUCCCCGGCUCCAGCUUCCUGGACCUGGGGGAUCUGAACGAGUCGGAUUUCCUCAACAAUGCGCACUUUCCUGAGCACCUGGACCACUUUGCCGAGAACAUGGAGGACUUCUCCAACGACCUGUUCAGCAGCUUCUUUGAUGACCCCGUGCUGGAUGACAAGAGCCCGCUCCUGGACAUGGAGCUGGACUCCCCGGCACCAGGCAUCCAGGCCGAGCACAGCUACUCCCUGAGCGGGGACUCGGCUCCCCAGAGCCCAUUGGUACCCAUCAAGAUGGAGGACACCACCCAAGACGUGGACCAUGGAGCGUGGGCGCUGGGACACAAACUGUGCUCCAUCAUGGUGAAGCAGGAACAGAGCCCGGAGCCACCCGUGGACGCCCUGGCCGCCUCCUCGGCCAUGGCCGCCGCCGCCGCUGCCGCCGCCAUGGCCAGCACUCCGCUGCUGGGCCUCAGUCCACUGUCCAGGCUGCCCAUGCCUCCCCAGGCCCCAGGAGAGAUGACUCAGCUGCCAGUGAUCAAAGCAGAGCCCCAGGAGGUGAACCAGUUCCUCAAAGUGACACCAGAGGACCUGGUGCAGAUGCCUCCGACGCCCCCCAGCAGCCAUGGCAGCGACAGCGACGGCUCACAGAGUCCCCGCUCUCUACCCCCCUCCAGCCCAGUCCGGCCCAUGGCCCGUUCCUCCACCGCCAUCUCCACCUCCCCACUCCUCACCGCCCCGCACAAACUCCAGGGGACAUCCGGGCCGCUGCUGCUGACCGAGGAGGAGAAGCGCACCCUGAUCGCCGAGGGCUACCCGGUUCCCACCAAGCUCCCCCUCACCAAAGCCGAGGAGAAGGCCCUCAAGCGGGUCCGGAGGAAAAUCAAGAACAAGAUCUCAGCCCAGGAGAGCCGCCGGAAGAAGAAGGAGUAUGUGGAGUGCUUGGAGAAGAAGGUAGAGACUUUCACAUCAGAGAACAAUGAGCUGUGGAAGAAGGUGGAGACCCUGGAAAAUGCCAACAGGACCCUGCUCCAGCAGCUGCAGAAACUCCAGACCCUGGUCACCAACAAGAUCUCCAGGCCUUAUAAAAUGGCCGCCACGCAGACCGGAACCUGCCUCAUGGUGGCAGCCCUGUGCUUCGUCCUAGUUCUGGGCUCCCUGGUGCCCUGCCUUCCAGAGUUUUCCUCCAGCUCCCAGACUGUGAAGGAAGACCCCAUCCCCACGGACAGCGUCUACACGGCCAGCCAGAUGCCCUCGCGAAGCCUCCUAUUCUAUGACGAGGGGGCAGGCUCCUGGGAGGACAGCCGCAGUGCCCUGCUGCCUGUGGAGCCCCCGGACGGCUGGGAGAUCAAACCCGGGGGGCCAGCCGAGCCACAGCCCCAGGACCACCUGCAGCAUGACCACCUGGACAGCACCCACGAGACCACCAAGUACCUGAGCGAAGCCUGGCCUGAAGACGUCAGUGGCAACGGCAGCAGCCCUGACUUCUCCCACCCCAAGGAGUGGUUCCACAACAGGGACCUGGGCCCCAACACCACCAUCAAGCUCUCCUAGGCCUUUGCCGGACCCGGACACAGGACGAACCCCUGGCACCCAGAAGUACCCUGAUCCAACCCACACCCCACCCUGGGGCUCCCCACCCCACACUGCCCCAGGACUUGGAGCUCUGCCUCUCCCCAGCCCUUCCGGGCCCCUGUCUCGGCUGAGGCCUGACCUCUACCCCCACCCCUUGGCAUCUGGACUGUCCCCCUUUGGACCAACCACUCUGUCUCUAUGCCUCCUCCCUGCCACUGCCCGGGCCUCAGAGACAUCACUCACUGGCCUGGCCCCUCUCAACAAUGACCAAUACGACCACUGCUCCUGUCUGCCCCCAACCCCCGCCCUGUCUCCCACUGUACAGAGACCAAGAACAGAAAUUGUUUGUAAAUAAUGAACCUUAUUUUUUAUUAUUGCCAGUCCCCUAAGAUAUUGUAUUUUACAAAUUCUCCUCCUCUCCUACCCCCUCCCUUGUUUUAUAUUUUAUAAAGUUAGUGCGGGCUUCGCUGUCCCCUGACCGGGAAAGAGGGGGGGCUCCCACCCACUCCUUGCCUCCACCCCCCCAAACCCGGUCUUCCCCCCGCUGCUGCCCACGCCACUGGGCCUUUUUAAUUGCCAAAACUGCUCUGUCCCACAGCUCAGCACAUGCUUUGAGAAAGCAAAAUUUAAAAAAAAAAAAAAGAUGCAGCAUCAA
Molecule: messenger RNA, 2640 nt
Organism: Ochotona princeps (American pika)
Lineage: Eukaryota; Metazoa; Chordata; Mammalia; Lagomorpha; Ochotonidae
Gene: CREB3L1
Product: cAMP responsive element binding protein 3 like 1
Exons: 12
Coding region: 393-1964 (523 amino acids)
Biological process (GO): regulation of transcription by RNA polymerase II
Molecular function (GO): cAMP response element binding; DNA-binding transcription factor activity, RNA polymerase II-specific
Source: RefSeq, a predicted model, not a curated record